CCUCCUACGCCCGCCCUCACACACGCGGAGCGGCGCUGGGGCGGGCCCGCACGGCGCGCUCCCCGCGCCUCCUCCCGCUUUCCCAGCGGCCCGGCCCGGCCUCCCGAUCCCGCGUGCGGUAUUUCAGGGGAUUUCAGUGUGCUCGCUUUGGUUUCAUUUGCCACCCAGAGGGUCUCAGGAGCCAUCUAGAAGCCUUGUCCCCGCCGGUGCUUUUCAGCCAGGGCUCUGUAUGUUUAGAAGAUACUGGAAGAAUAUGGAAAUGCUGGUGAAUUGCUUCUCUUGGAUACAAUUGCCUUACUUUUAAGAGAAGGUUUUUAUUUGAGGACAAACUGAAAUUAUUGUGUCCUCCUUAAAGACCUUGAUGUUUGGGUUCUGCUGACAGAAAGGUGGUGGCUGAAGUUGCCGGUGAAGAGCCUGCUCCACCAGUGGUGCACAGUCCUUGGAGUGAAGAGGCUAUGUAUUGAUCUUGCUCUUAAGCAAACGAGGAAGUAAGCCAUUCUUGCUUCUCAGGGCUUUCUAUCCUACACUGUGCCUUAAAUAUGGAAACUGUAGAAAUGAAUAGCGUAUCCUUGAAACGUCCUCAUUCCGAGGAUGAUGCGGCUAAUGCAGAUGAAAUUAAAAGACAGAAGAUCUCAGAGAACUCAAAGACAGGAAGCAACUCUGAGCAGAGUGUUCAGACUGUAACAGAACAACCUGACAAAUCUCUGCUUGAGGACGCAAAAAAUGAAGUAAUUCCCAAUGAGGAAGGUGAGGAGCAAGAUGAGGAGCUAGAGGACAGUGAUGAAGAUGGAGAUCCAGAGAGCUUUGCAGACAUGAUGAAGCAUGGACUGACAGAAAGCGAUGUUGGCAUAACUAAAUUUGUUAGCUGUCAUAAAGGAUUUUCUGGAAUCUUAAAAGAGAGGUACUCAGACUUCGUUGUUCACGAAAUAGGCAAAGAUGGACGCGUGAGCCAUUUGGAUGACUUCACUGUUCCAGUGGAUGAUGAGGACCCGUCGGAAGAAACAUUCACCGUUUUGUCAGAUGAAGACAAACAGCGUUUAGAGGAGCUUCAGCUUCUUAAGAAUAAGGAAACUAGUGUAGCCAUAGAGGUCAUUGAAGACACUAAAGAAAAAAGAACAGUUAUCCACCAAGCUGUUAAAUCUUUGUUUCCUGGACUGGAGACUAAAACAGAAGAUCGAGACGGAAAAAAAUACAUUAUUGCCUAUCAUGCUGCUGGGAAAAAAGCGCUGGCAAAUCCAAGAAAACACUCUUGGCCAAAAUCCAGGGGAAGCUACUGCCAUUUUGUACUGUACAAGGAGAACAAGGAUACUAUGGAUGCCAUUAAUGUCCUAUCAAAAUUUUUAAGAGUGAAGCCAAACAUAUUUUCUUACAUGGGAACUAAAGACAAAAGGGCUAUAACAGUUCAAGAAAUUGCUGUUCUUAGAAUCACUGCACAAAGACUCGCUCAUUUGAAUAAAUGCUUGAUGAACUUUAAAUUAGGAAAUUUCAGUUACAAGAAUCAUCCUCUGAAAUUAGGAGAACUGCAAGGGAACCAUUUCACUGUUGUUCUCAGAAAUAUAACAGGAACUGAUGACCAGAUAGAGCAAGCAAUGAACUCGCUCAGGGAAAUUGGAUUCAUUAAUUACUAUGGAAUGCAAAGAUUUGGAACCACAGCUGUUCCUACAUAUCAAAUUGGCAGAGCUAUUCUACAGAACAACUGGAAUGAAGUAAUGGAUUUGAUAUUAAAACCACGACCAGGAGCUGAGAAGGGAUACUUAGUAAAAUGCAGAGAAGAAUGGGCAAAGACUAAAGAUCCAGCAGCAGCUCUCAAAAAACUACCUGUAAAAAGGUGCGUGGAAGGACAGCUUCUACGCGGACUGUUAAAGUAUGGAAUGAAGAACAUAAUCUCUGCAUUUGGCAUAAUACCAAGAAAUAAUCGUUUAAUGUAUAUUCAUAGCUACCAGAGUUAUGUGUGGAACAAUAUGGUGAGCAAGAGAAUAGAAGAAUAUGGGCUUAAAGCUGUACCAGGAGAUCUCACACUUAAAGGAGCCACAGCUGUACACAUUGAAGAAGGAGAUGUUCAUAACUACACCAUCCACGAUGUAGUGAUGCCAUUACCUGGAUUUGAUGUUAUAUAUCCAAAGCAUAAAAUUGGAGAAGCCUACAAGGAAAUGCUAGUAGCUGACAAUCUUGACAUCAACAACAUGAGGCAUAAAAUCAGAGACUAUUCACUUUCUGGAGCAUACAGAAAGAUUAUCAUCCGACCUCAGAAUGUCAGUUGGGAAGUCGUUGCAUAUGAUGAUCCUAGAAUCCCGUUAUUUACAACAGAUUUGGAUAAGCUGGAAGGAAAACCUUUACCAGUUCUUCCUACAGAUGGUAAAUUCCGGGCACUGAAGAUGGAGUUCUCCCUUCCCCCAUCCACUUACGCUACUAUGGCAAUUCGAGAAGUUUUGAAAAUGGACACAAGCAUAAAGAACCAAACACAGCUGAAUACUACCUGGUUACGCUGAAUGAACUGCUAGCAUGGCCUAGAUUUUAACGUGUAUAAAGUGUUUUCCUACUUAUGUUCUGUACAAAUCUUUAAAGGGUGGUAGUAAGAGAUUUGUAUUUUUUUAAGUUUUUAUUAGUGCAAGCAUUUAAAUUAAGUAGUUAUUAGCAAGAUGCUGGUUGUAAUGUAAUACAGGCCUUAGUGACUGGUGCUUUUUAACUAACGGACCACGAGGUUGCUUGAGCUGUGUUGCUGCAUCUGUGAGAAGCGGGCUUAUAGCUCCAGACCUGGACAAACGUUCAUCUUGCUCUCUUUCGGUGAGCAGUGAAUGUUUUUGAUCAACUCAGCACACCUUGAAGUCUCUUCAAGUGUAUUAAAUUACAGAUUUAGGAAAAUUAGUUCCAGCUGAAUGAAGAUACUGAUGGUAUUUGCUUCCAAGAAGCUGCUGCAGUCAGCAAGGCUGGCUGUGUGCUGUCACAAGGCACAGCUGUUUUUAUUAGCCAAGGUCUUCUUCUGUGGAAAAUGUGUGCAUUUUCCAGCUUUGCCACUACCUGUGCCAAGAAGAGGUACUGGGAAUAAGUUAACCAGGAAGAACUGUGUGUCAGUCCGUAGUGCCUCGCUCUGUCCUGGCUGAGCCAGGCUGCUGCUGGGAGACAGAGCGAGGCUGUUCUACAGCGGCAGCUGUGCUGCGUUUUCAACAAUUCUAAGCCAAAUCGGGAAUUCGUGCUGCUUGUGUGAAUAAAAGCCCGCAAACGGAA
Messenger RNA from Numida meleagris (helmeted guineafowl), 3225 nucleotides. RefSeq names its product pseudouridylate synthase 7 (putative) (gene PUS7). The transcript has 18 exons. Bases 540 to 2489 code for a protein of 649 amino acids. Gene Ontology annotation, cellular component: nucleus. Gene Ontology annotation, molecular function: pseudouridine synthase activity; RNA binding. The record is from RefSeq and is a predicted model, not a curated record. Gene Ontology annotation, biological process: pseudouridine synthesis. Lineage: Eukaryota; Metazoa; Chordata; Aves; Galliformes; Numididae.